ACAAAACACUAGGUUUACCACUAAUAUUUUGGAAAAAUGACAGCUUUCCAAAAAUCUAUUGAAGCGGCGUUUAAGGUCUUCUCUAGACGAAAUGGCCUACCUGUCACAACUGACAGUAUCUCAGAAAUACAAAAACUUUUAAAUAAGGUCACAAAACAGGAGCUGAACCUCGACCCAACGCUGCUUGAAAACAGACUUCCAUGUGAGGGAGAGGCACCAGUCACUUACGUCCGAAUCGUAGAACACAAGAUAAUGACAGUUGCGAUUUUCAUUCUGCGCGAAGGUAAAAAGCUACCACUGCAUGAUCACCCAGGUAUGCAUGGUCUUAUCAAGGUUGUUCAUGGAAGUUUGAACGUCAAAACUUACAGCGCUCUUGACCAAUCCAUGUACCAGAUUCCUACAUCCUCAGAGGAAGAUCUCCAUGAAAAAUAUGGACGUAAAAUCCCUGUUGUUCCCGCAAAGUUGGAAGGCACAUGGACUUGUAACGAGUCAGAUGACUGUAUGAUUCUUACUCCACAGUCUGGCAAUCUUCAUGAGAUAACGGCUGUUAACGGCACAGCUGCGUUCCUUGACUUUCUUUCACCACCAUAUUGCCAUGAAAGAUUUUCUCGUGAUGGUUAUCGGCCGUGUAACUACUUCAGUGAGUCAGACUCUGCCCAAAGUGAUCCUGAUGUGAAGUACAUAAUGCCAAUUAGUGCUCCCCGUGAUUACUGGUGUGACGAAGUCGAAUACACCGGUCCACCGGUCCCACUACCUCCUGCAGAUUUGUAAGAAAAGCCGGAAAUGACAGAAUUAUUUCCAGGAUACUUGUGGAGCAUUAAUCAUGCAGUGUCACUUGUGAGGAUUAGCAAUCCACAUUAUGUCAAGGCAUUCAAAUUUACAUAGUCACAAUUGUUGAAAUCAGAACCAGUGAACUUUUAACAGCUUUGAGCAGACAAAUGCACAUAGGCUUGAAAUCAUUAUACUUUUAAAUGUUAAUCAAACAUGUUAAUCACCAGGGUGAGCGUAAUCUGAUUUUUGUGUCAUGUUAAGUGCAGCUCAUAAUGCUUGCACAAACUUAAAAACAUUGGCAUAUUUUAAAUCCACUUAAUGAUUUUUGUCCUGUUUUAGAUUUAAAUUUUGAUCAAUAUGUGACAUUUAUUUGCUUAAAUUUUUGUUCAAAUCAUUGUCAAUUUGUGUUAAGCUGUGAGGAUGUAUAUUGCGGUAUUCAUACGAGAUCCAUGAGCAUGUUUUUUCAAACAAAUAUAUAAAAAGUUUGUACACUUUCAAAAUUAAACAUUUCAUUAUACAGACAUUGAAUCAUUAAGACUGCUUGUUUAUUGUCAAUUUUAGACUACACCAUUUUCAUGUUCAGACAAUUAAACAAAUUGGUUCAAGUUCUUUACGGGUUACACAUUGAUCAAAUUAAUUCUGUGUUGUAAAUAUGAUCAAACAUCAUCAAUAGUUUAAACUGGAGCUCUAUUGUUAAUUUUAAUUUUUGUAAAAAAAUUGUUAUCAAAAUUAAUACCGUUGUGCCAUAUCACUCAUACUCUUAUUUAUUGCCUUUAAGUGCUAACUGUGCAUAUACAUGUUGUGUGCAUGUAGGCAGUAGUUGUCAAUACCAAACUUACCAUUCAGGCUAUUCAUAAGGCAUUUAAGUUAAGGUUUUGAACUUCUUGAAAAAAUCCACAUUUAACUUUAAAUUAGAAAAAACUGACAAUGUCUGGUACCAAAAAUAUGAAGAAGGAUGGAAACGAUCCAAACAGUAUUUGCAUAUGAAUAAAUUUAAUGAAAAAAUGGUGAAAAAAGGAGGGUAUUUAAAAUAUUAGUUGUUAAACAUGUGUACUAAGAAGCUUUAUGAAUAUGGCUCCUGGUAUAGUGACAUGACAUCAAAUCAACCGGAUAAAUUCUCAGCAUUCAACAUAAUAUUUUGUCCAAUGAGAAGGCAUAAUACUUCAAAUUUGACUAAUAAUUCAGGCAUCAGCCUGAAACUAAUAUUGACUGUAAUCACGUUAUACGGGUGAUAUAAACAGUUUUAGUAGGUCAUUUACCCGGUAUUAUGUAAACCACUAAAAAAAUGUUUAAAUUGUUAGUAAUGUACUUACACAAAAUGAAUGGUUAUGCUACACAGUCGCAUUGGACCAUUUAUUUCUGUAGGUACAUACAAAAUAUUCUCUUAAAGCAAUGGAGAGUGACCAGUCACAUGAUAAUCUUUGACAAACACAUGAAUCCAGAUUUUAUAUAUUUCUUUUGGUAAACAAGGGAGCUAAUUAUAAAGGGCCAUAACCAUAUUAAUUGGAAGCAUUUAAUAACUUGAAUGAAGUUUUUGGACAAAAAAACUUUCUUUUUAUCAAUUACAUUUAAGUCUAUAUGUUUGCAAUUCGGGCUUGUAGACUGAAUAUCUGUUUGCUUUAAUCUGUUGUCCAACAAAAACAUGUAGUGAUUGUCCGUCAAAUUUCUCUUCAAUGUCAUCAUUCUGCGGACUGAAUUAUAUUACCUUAAAACAGCUUACUUAGUAUAAAUGUUGUUAUUAAUUUGUUAUUGUUAUAAACAUGAUUUUGUAAGUGGUGCACGUUUUAAUGUCUUUUUUAUAUAUUGAAUCAUAUACAUGUACCGGUAUUCACCUUAAAAAAAGCAUGUUGAUUAUUUUUGUGCAUGUACAUGUAGUUUUUCUCUUUCAUUCUGAACAAUGUCUGAAAAAAAAUUAAACAACUAUCGGGCUAAUUUUGUUGUUUCUGAUAGAUUUACAAGGGUCAAUGGUAAAUUCUUAAAUAGUUU
Molecule: messenger RNA, 2757 nt
Organism: Mya arenaria
Lineage: Eukaryota; Metazoa; Mollusca; Bivalvia; Myida; Myidae
Product: 2-aminoethanethiol dioxygenase-like
Exons: 3
Coding region: 37-771 (244 amino acids)
Cellular component (GO): mitochondrion
Molecular function (GO): oxidoreductase activity, acting on single donors with incorporation of molecular oxygen, incorporation of two atoms of oxygen
Source: RefSeq, a predicted model, not a curated record